Messenger RNA from Trematomus bernacchii (emerald rockcod), 4075 nucleotides. RefSeq names its product ER degradation enhancer, mannosidase alpha-like 1 (gene edem1). Bases 123 to 2042 code for a protein of 639 amino acids. The record is from RefSeq and is a predicted model, not a curated record. The transcript is spliced from 12 exons. NCBI's taxonomy places the organism in Eukaryota, Metazoa, Chordata, Actinopteri, Perciformes, Nototheniidae. Gene Ontology annotation, molecular function: mannosyl-oligosaccharide 1,2-alpha-mannosidase activity; calcium ion binding. Gene Ontology annotation, biological process: endoplasmic reticulum mannose trimming; mannose trimming involved in glycoprotein ERAD pathway; carbohydrate metabolic process. Gene Ontology annotation, cellular component: endoplasmic reticulum; membrane.
AUCACCACAACCCAUCGGUGCUGCUUGUAGCUAUAGCCUGACUAACAGAAGAUGUCAUAUUCGUCUUACCUCUGACUUGUGUGGACUUAAAUUAUGCGUUUUAAGAUCGACCCGGGGCAAAUAUGCAAUGGAGGUCAAUAGUUGUUGGUUUGGUCGUAUUGAGACUUUCCUUCAGCUGUGUUAUUUGGCUAGCCUUUGGACUCGGUCCUAACGUUAGCUGGGGAUUCAACUUCCCACUCAGCUUCAGUCUACACAAAUUAGACUUGUUAUUCGGGGAUGAAAAAGGGACCGACCCGAGGCGUAACUCGUGGUCUCAACGAGUACAUGUCCACAGACAUGAAGAGGUGGCGACCACCUGUGCAAAGGUUGGAGAGGGGUCUCCCGAGAGAUCCUACCUGAGCUUCUUCGACAGCAACAGGGACGAGUACUCCCGCAGAUACAGCUCCUUCCCGGACACUCUGAAAGCAAAAAUGAAGGACAUGGCCAAAGAAAUGUUUUAUUUCGGGUAUGACAACUACAUGAAAUACGCUUUUCCCGAGGACGAGCUGAAUCCCAUUGACUGUGAAGGAAGGGGACCAGACGUGCUAAACCCCUCUAACAUCAACAUAAAUGACGUCUUAGGGAAUUACUCCCUUACUCUGAUUGACACCUUGGACACCCUGCUGGUGCUCGGAAAUGUGACCGAGUUCCAGAAAGCUGUCAAGCUGGUUAUAGAUACUGUAUCUUUUGACAAGGACUCAACCGUGCAAGUUUUUGAGGCAAACAUCAGGAUCCUGGGAAGCCUUAUCUCGUCUCACAUCUUGCUGACUGACCCCAAACAUCCGUUUGGAAAGGUCGACUAUGAGGGUUACGAUAAUGAGCUUCUUCACUUGGCUCAUGACCUGGCUGUCCGCCUGCUGCCGGCCUUUGAGAACACCCUCACAGGCAUCCCUUACCCCAGGGUGAACCUGAAGACUGGCGUUCCUCCUGAUAGCAUCAAUGAGACCUGCACUGCAGGAGCCGGCUCCCUGCUGGUGGAGUUUGGGAUUUUAAGUCGCUUGAUUGGAGACUCCACAUUUGAGUGGGUGGCCAGGCGAGCCGUCAGAGCGCUGUGGAGCCUGAGGAGCAACGAGACCGGUCUGCUAGGGAAUGUAGUAAAUAUCCAAACAGGUCAGUGGGUUGGCAAGCAGAGUGGUCUGGGAGCUGGUAUGGACUCCUUCUAUGAGUAUCUGCUCAAAUCAUACAUCCUUUUUGGUGAAAAAGAGGACCAUAGGAUGUUCCAAGAUUCUUACGAGAGCAUUCAGAACCACAUGAGGAGAGGGAGAGAGUCAUGUAAUGAAGGAGAGGGCGACCCGCCUCUUUAUGUCAACGUCAACAUGUUCAGUGGUGAGAUAAUGAACACCUGGAUCGACUCCCUUCAGGCCUUCUUUCCUGGGCUGCAGGUGCUGAAUGGGGAUGUUGAUAAUGCAAUCUGCCUGCACGCCUUCUACUAUGCCAUCUGGAAACGCUUUGGGGCUCUGCCGGAGAGAUACAACUGGCAGCUGCAGGCGCCCGAUGUGCUCUUCUAUCCUCUGAGACCGGAGCUGGUGGAGUCAACAUAUCUGCUGUACCAGGCGACCAAAAAUCCUUUUUAUUUGCAUGUUGGAAUGGAUAUUCUUCAGAGCCUUGAGAAAAAUGCCAAAGUCAAAUGUGGGUAUGCCACUCUCCACCAUGUUGUGGACAAAUCCAAAGAGGAUCGCAUGGAGAGCUUCUUCCUCAGUGAGACGUGCAAAUACCUUUACCUGCUGUUUGAUGAGGACAACCCACUUCACAAAUCCGAUAACAAGUACAUCUUCACCACAGAGGGUCACAUUGUGCCUAUAGAUAAGCGCUUCAGGGAGAAACAGUGGGAUGAUGAGUUUCCUUGUGAAGAGGCAGUGCUGGCCGAGCAAAAGCCAAACAACCGGAAACCACCACCGAGCAACAACAGCAAUUGCAACAGGAUCCCAGAGGAGCGACGGUACACUCUGCCGUUAAAGAGUGUGUACAUGAGGCAGAUUGAUCACAUGGUGGGACUUUUCUGAGUGAGAAGAUGCAUUCAGUGACUUUUACAUAAACAGGCCUUCAGUUCCCCCCCCCCAUCAGGCGCAGGUGAGGUUAAAGAGGAUCCACUGUUGGUCCAAAUCCUCGUCCCAUUUGUUCCACUGCUCAGGAUCCAGACAGGAAACUGACACUAAGGGAAACCUGAGAAAGCAGAUUGAUCACUUGCUGUAUUUCUUUAAAGUGUGUGUGAGUGUUUCCACUCUUUGGUGAAGGAGCAUGUGGUCGACAACUGUGAACAACUUUUGUGCUGGAAGAUGAGAAGUCAUGCUUAGUCACUUAUUGCCUGGUGACAAACCUCAAAAGUGGAUUUUAGAAUUACUGGUGUGUUUUUUUCGUCUUUUUAGGGAUUGGUUCAGGUAUGAGUGUGUAAAUGUGUGUGUGUGAUUGUAUGCAUAUUUGAAAUAACAGCUGAGCUGUGAGUCAUAAUGUGUUUUGGGUAAAAGUGCCAUCUAGCCACACGUAUGUAAAAUAUUAAGCCUAUAAAAACACUCACCUCCUAGAAUAUCUCUCUCAACAUGAUGAGUAGUGCCUCCUUGCCGAAUAUUCUCUAGACUAGAUGCGUGCUUUUAAAUAAGGGCUGCUCGUUCACAGUUAAUGACGGAGAGAGAGGCUCAGGAUGAAUCUCGCAGUUUUUAAAGUGCCUUCAGUUUUUCCAUGGUCUUCCUGAAUGCAGCAAAUGUUUUGGUGGAUACCAUUGUCAAGUAUUCUUUGAGGCCAUUGUUGAUAUUGCACAAUAGAUGUCAUUCCAUGUGUACAGUAUGUACAGUUUUACACAAAUUAUCAUGACAUUUAGCUAUUUCUUUCUUUUUUUUGAAAUACACAAACAAGCCAUACGGUGUCUUUUUUUUAAUGUCAGCCAUCUUUAGUUCACAGACUCUCCUGCAGAGAUUAUUGUAGAUGGGAUUAGUUUUUUUUCUUUCUGUUUCAUAAUUGCACAUCAUAAUGCCUAUUAAUUAUCAUGUGGUAAGAACUCAGGGUUUUUAACGGAAAAACUUAAAUCAAGGAUUGCUUUCUUAGAAAAAAAAAACUUUCUUAAAUUGUUGUUGCCUAAUGUCUUAGGAUAGUCUUUGGUAUUUAAUUUAUAUUGCAAAUCUUCCAACUUGGUUUUCUGAGGUCAACGAAUGAACACAACAAACUGAAGUACAGUUGUACUGUGAAUAUUCAUUAUUGUUCCACACAAAGAAAAGUGUGUAACGUUUGAUUCCUGAACAGCUCUACUCAUGUAUCCCUCCUGGACAUGUUGUGCCAAACAUGCAGAGUGUCUGCUCAGCAGAGCUGCAGGCGGCAUGGCUCGAUAACAUCAUAGCAUCUUUCUUCUGGCUUUGGGAGACAGCUGUUUAUAUUCUCAAGUGUUUGCUAAAGGAGUGAAUUAUUUUUAAUUAGCUGACAUCACCCCUUUGUUUCAGUAUAGCUUAAAAAAGAUUGUAACAUUUUGAGAGUUCACUUUCUUGCUGAGUGUUAGAGGAAAGUAUCGAUACUAACUGAUACCAUUGUUGUUCUACAAAUGAGUUGGAAGCAUCAAAAUUCACAUCUGUUUGUGGCUCAGAAAUAGCAGAUACAUAAGCAGGUCCUGCAGGAAUCUGGCAUGCUGAUGCUCUGUUCAGACGUAUGGUGUUAGUUUGGAUUAGCUCAAGACAUACAAAUUGAUAGAAAUUAAUCUGGUAGCCUACAAACAAUCUAGAUAUUGUAUGUAGUAACUAGAGAGCAUUAGAGAUGAUACUUUUUUUGAUAAGUGGACAGAGCCAGGCUAGCUUCUUCCCUCUGUUUUCAGUCUUUGUGCUAAGCUACAGCAGUAACCAGCUGUCGGCUGUAUUGUGAAAUUUGCCAAACAUAUUAUUGAAGUUCUCAGCAAACUUUCUCAACAAAAGCAAACUAAUGUUUUAUCCAAAAUGUCAAACUAUAAUAUUAUUAAAAGGUAGAAGCUCUUCCAUUCAGAAUAAUAGUGGUUUAAUAAUUGUUGAAAAUGAAACUGAAACAUUCUGUGAAACUAAUAAAAUACCGAUUAUGAACAAGA